This is a messenger RNA of Cucurbita pepo subsp. pepo (vegetable marrow), 886 nucleotides long. RefSeq lists its product as uncharacterized. Lineage: Eukaryota; Viridiplantae; Streptophyta; Magnoliopsida; Cucurbitales; Cucurbitaceae. The record is from RefSeq and is a predicted model, not a curated record.
AGACCAAUCAACAACGCCCUGCCAACACGACCUGACCCAUAUCGACAGAUCCUUUCCCUUUCUUGAACAAAUUUUUGUGUUCCUCUUGCCAUCGCCAUGUUACACGAUCGGUAGGGGACAGAUUCUGGCGACCAAAAAUGGGGAAUUGUGUUCUUAUUCGUAGAGACCAAAAAUCUGACCCCAAAUUCAAGUGGUCGGUCGGUUCCGGUGCGCUCGUCAAUGUCCGUGUGCCGAUCCCGACCGAGCUCGACCAAGCCAACGGCAGGCUCUGUUCCAGUCCGCCGUCUUCUCAUCUUCCCAGCUCGCCUGAAUUCGGUAAGGGCGAUGAGAUGUUCUUCGAUUCUCAGGCUUGGUUGGAUUCUGAUAACGAUGAUUUCUUCAGCGUUAACGGAGAUAACACGCCGUCGUGCAGCAGCACUCCGAUAUGGCGUCCGAACGCCGUCGAGACGCCGGCGGUGGAGCCAUCGCCGGAGGGAACGAAGAAGCUGCUAAUUGAGCUGUUUCGCGAGAGCUUUGAUAGCGAGCAUGGAAGAACAAUUGGGACUGCAACGAGUAAUGGUCACAUUGGGGUGGUGAUUAUGGAAGGUAAUAAUAAUAAUAAUAGCAAGCCAAAUUGUGGCGGGCGUUCAAGAUCGGUGAAAGGGAAAUCGGCGCAGUCCACGGCGUGGUGCAUUCCGGUUCCGAAAUUGGCGCGGAGUCUCAGCCUUAGCGACAAAAAGAAGAGGCUGCUCAGCCCUUGCCGCGGCGGUGGACCAGUGCACCCUUGAGCCCGUUGUUUUCCUUGUGAAUCUGUAUGUAAACUACUGGACUGGGAAUGGUUUUGAACUCUAUAAGAUUUAUGUUUUUUUUUCUUCAAAUGGUUUUAAUUAGAUUUAUCUUUUAUCUC